CCUCUCAUCGCCCAUGUGCUCCCAUCUCACGCCGCUGUGUUGUUUGUUGAAGUGGGAUCUUUUAAAGCCUACUUAACUUAAAUUGCUUUCAAGACCCCGGAGGAUUCCGAAUCCUCUUGUUUGUGAAAAAAUGGAACGUGAAGUAGAAUCAUCAUUGUCCGUUUUGAACAAUCCAUGGGGAGACGGUGCGUCCAUAAAAUGCCUCAUAGACACGUGGAAACGGAGCCAACUAUUGAGUAGAGCAGAUCACAAUACUGUCCAGCCUAUCUUGACAGCCAUCAACAAAGCAGUUGCAUCUCAAAAUGAUAAGCUAAAUGGGUUGAGGCUCAUGGUUCAGAUUGCCAAGGAUGCUUCUGACAGUUGCUUGGCCGAAAAUGGGGCUGCUUUCAUUCAGCAAGCGUCAAGAUGUUGUGACAAGCACAACAACCUCAACGUCAGAAGCUACGGUCUUCUCAUAAUUCAAAUUCUCUCCAAAAGAGCAGAUAAGUUCCCAAACAUGAUCAAAGCAAUCACUGGCAGUGCGGUGCCCCAGGUUGUGGACUGUCUUAAUGAACCUUCACCAAAUCUAAAACUACAUGCCUGCCAUGCACUUUCCAGUAUUUUCAACAGUUUUUCCAGCUCUUGUGGCUCGAUCAAAGCCAACGUGGAGAAGAGGUUGUUGGAAAUUGUAGACAAUCUGAACACUGGCGGCAAAGGUUUGCCGAUGGUUGCUGCGAACUGUUUUGCCAGUCUACCACUGAUUGGAGGUGGCGGAGUGGCUCAGCAAGGUCAUCAAGCAGCAUUUGUUCAACUCCAGAAAAAGACCAUUGGCUCCAUGCAUUUAGAAUUGGACGCACUUUAUGAAGGAGUCCAGGAACUGCCUACGAGCUUCCAAUUUAAUGCAAUUGGCGACCUUGGCUUGUUGCCAGUCAAAGCUGUGCAGCCUUCUGUUCGGUUGCACAAAAUUGAGAAGAGGAUCAAGUAUUUGAGUUACUACUUGAAUGCACUCCUGAUACGGCCCAUGACAAUUCAAAAGAGUGUUCUUGUUCAAGAUAUUCUUGGAUUAGUUUGUAGAGCUUUAGGUGUGACAAGCACAAGUUUAGGGACUGGCGAGUUAUUAGAGAUGCAGGUUCUUCGAGACUUGAUUCCUGCCGUGCACAGUUCUUUCUUGAGUAUUCUCACAGCUCUUAUCUCAGUGAGCGGAACAAAUCUCUUGAUUUACCAAGAGACAUUUUACCAGCUGCUGAAAAAUUCCCUUGCUUGGACGCAAAACAAACAGCAAAAUGUUCCGUCAACAGGAUGUCUUCGUAAAUAUGCUUACGACUGCCUGGAUUCAUGGUUGAAUGAAAUGAAGGGUGCUUCGGGAUUUGAGAGCUACGCAGACGCCAUCAUGCCUCACUUAUUGAAUGACAUCACCCCGGAAAAAGUAGCGGUUGUCCUCAAGGUUGUUAACAAAGCAACAAAAAGGAAAAAGGGCAGAGCUCCCGCAAAGCCAAGUAUUUUUCAACCAGCAAUUGAUGUCCCAAAAGUUGUGGAAAAAAGCCUCUGCAAGGCUGCUUUGGAAGUCGUAAAUUCCAUUCUGGUUGUAGCUGGAAAUUUGAUCAAAUCUUCUCACCACAAGACACUGCAAACAUUGGUCGUAGGAUUGUUAAUUGAUAUUCAACGAGGACAGGAUUUGCAUAAUCUUUACAAACCGAUGGACUGUCAACUUCUACUGUACGAAAUUUUGCAGUCCAUGAUAUUAUUCAGCCAUCCACUGUGUCCACCUCCUACCAUUUACGCCACAAUGCUAUUCAGUGCAGGACAGUCAAACCAAAACAAAAAAAUUAAACGAGUUUGCCAACAAGGUCUGCAAGUAACUCACCGGGUUUCAUUCCCCGUCUAUCCUAGUAUCGUGAUGGAAUCUGAAGUCUUAGAAGAUUUGAAAGACCAUGUCAUGGCUCAGAGAGAAGUUGACGAAGAUGAUGAAGAAUCUGUUGCAUCUGGAGAACCAGAGCAAGAGGAUGCGGAGGUUCCAGACGGGAUUGGUGGAGAGAGUGAAACUGGAAAUAUCAAGGAAGUAGAGUUGGAAAGUUCAGCUGAAGGACCUGAUACAAAGAACUUCCAAGACAAAGAAACUUGCAGAGAAAAAGAAGAGGACUCGGAUCUUGAAGUUUUGGAGGAAAUACAAGUAACAACAGUUGAAGAUGCUGCGUCUGAUGACAAUGAUCUCGAAGAAGAGCAAGAGGAAAUUGUCGAGGAAGCCAAAGAAAAGAAGCCAGUAGUGCAAAGUAGUGUUGACCUAGAGGAAAUAGAACUUUUGGACGAGCAGCCAGCAAUAAAAAAGAAGAAGGUGAAUGAGCCAGAUUGCUUCAAAAACGACGUGGCGACCAUGCUGGCGGACUUUAUCGAGUGAAUGGACAUUUUAUAGCAUCAAGACUCAUGCACGACAGAAGAAUUUAUUUUGGUUUGCCACGCCGACGUACACAUCACUACACUUAAUUAAAACAACGGUUAAUAAAUCGAUCAACACGAUUUUGAUUGGGAUGCUUGGAACAUGUGAACAACUCUGGCAAUGCAACAGCAAUAUAUAUACUUUUCUUUGUUUUUGGGGAAAUAAUCUUCUGACGUUUCAACAGUGAUAAUGAUUUGAAUUGAAUAUCUUUAAAUAGCCAAUUAGUUUUAACACUUACAAAAAUAUUAGGAAUAUUUCACUUGUUGCCAAUCAGAGAAGCGGAAUAAAAUAUUAUGGAAACCAACUGAACG
Messenger RNA from Neocloeon triangulifer, 2724 nucleotides. Its product is annotated as proline-, glutamic acid- and leucine-rich protein 1-like. Lineage: Eukaryota; Metazoa; Arthropoda; Insecta; Ephemeroptera; Baetidae. Gene Ontology annotation, biological process: rRNA processing. Gene Ontology annotation, cellular component: nucleus. Bases 131 to 2374 code for a protein of 747 amino acids. The transcript is spliced from 14 exons. The record is from RefSeq and is a predicted model, not a curated record.